GCGGAUGGACGCUUCAUGCUAGGAUGCUAAGGAUGACUGACGGCUGACUGUUUUUUUUUAUCGAAACAGGCUUCCAUAGAAAUGGUUGCCGUUAUUUAUAUUCAUUAAAUUAUUCGUAUGUUCAUAAUAAUUACGUUCACUUAACGGUUGGACGGACUCCAAAAUGGAAGCGGGUGAAGGUGCAAGCAGCGCCACGCCCACAGAUGAGAUGAAUGGAGCUGGCAACUUGAUGGACUUCCUGGAGGAACCUUUUCCUGAUGUUGCCACGUAUGAAGACUUUCAUACCAUCGACUGGCUGAGGGAGAAGUCACGAGACACUGACCGCCACCGCAAGAUCACCAGCAAAAGUAAAGAGUCGAUAUGGGAGCUGAUCAAGAGCCUGCUGGAUGCCUGGUCGGGAUGGGUUGUGAUGCUGCUCAUUGGACUCCUCUCAGGUACGCUGGCCGGAGUCAUUGACCUGGCAGUGGACUGGAUGACAGACCUGAAGGAGGGUGUGUGUCUGUCUGCCUUCUGGUACAGCCACGAGCAGUGCUGCUGGACAUCUAAUGAGACAACCUUUGACGACCGUGACAAGUGUCCACAGUGGCAGAAGUGGGCAGAGCUGAUGACAGGCCAUUCUGAGGGUGGUGGAGCGUAUGUGCUAAACUACUUCCUGUACAUCUUGUGGGCUCUUUUCUUCUCCUUCCUGGCUGUGUCACUCGUGCGAGUGUUUGCUCCGUAUGCUUGCGGCUCAGGAAUCCCAGAGAUCAAGACCAUCCUCAGUGGCUUCAUCAUCCGUGGUUAUUUGGGAAAAUGGACUCUGCUCAUCAAGACAGUCACGCUGGUGCUGGCAGUGUCAUCGGGCCUCAGCCUGGGGAAGGAGGGUCCUCUGGUUCAUGUUGCAUGCUGCUGUGGGAACCUCUUCUGCAGCCUCUUCUCCAAGUACAGCAAGAACGAGGGAAAGCGACGAGAGGUGUUAUCGGCUGCAGCGGCGGCUGGUGUGUCAGUGGCUUUUGGUGCACCAAUCGGAGGGGUUCUAUUCAGUCUGGAGGAGGUCAGCUACUACUUCCCUCUCAAGACUUUAUGGCGUUCGUUCUUUGCUGCACUAGUGGCUGCUUUCACCCUGCGCUCCAUCAACCCAUUUGGGAACAGCCGCCUGGUGCUGUUCUACGUGGAAUACCACACGCCGUGGUACAUGGCUGAGCUGGUGCCCUUUAUCAUGCUGGGCGUCUUUGGUGGCCUCUGGGGGACCCUCUUCAUCCGCGCCAAUAUUGCCUGGUGUCGGCGGAGGAAGACAACCCAGCUGGGGAAAUACCCGGUCCUGGAAGUCAUCGCUGUGACGGGCAUCACCGCCGUGCUGGCGUAUCCCAACCCAUACACACGGCGCAGUACCAGUGAGCUCAUCUCCGAGCUCUUCAACGACUGCGGAGCGCUCGAGUCAUCUCAGCUGUGCGACUACAUCAACAACCCUAAUAUGAGCCGACCUGUUGACGACAUCCCGGACCGCCCGGCUGGCCCCGGCGUUUACAACGCUCUGUGGCAGCUGGCGCUCGCUCUUGUCUUCAAGAUUGUCAUCACCAUCUUCACCUUUGGCAUGAAGAUCCCAUCAGGGCUCUUUAUUCCUAGCAUGGCGGUGGGUGCCAUUGCGGGGCGCAUCGUCGGCAUCGCCGUGGAGCAGAUGGCAUACCACCAUCAUGACUGGAUUAUCUUCAAAAACUGGUGCCGGCCUGGCGCAGACUGCGUCACACCUGGACUCUACGCCAUGGUGGGUGCCGCUGCCUGUCUGGGCGGCGUGACCAGGAUGACUGUCUCUUUGGUGGUCAUCAUGUUCGAGCUCACUGGUGGUCUGGAGUAUAUUGUUCCGCUGAUGGCAGCUGCUGUCACCAGCAAGUGGGUGGCUGAUGCCUUUGGGAAGGAAGGCAUCUAUGAGUCGCACAUCCAGCUCAAUGGUUAUCCUUACCUGGACGUCAGAGAUGAAUUCACCCACCGCACCUUGGCCGCUGAUGUGAUGCGGCCUCGCAGAAACGACCCACCGCUGGCCGUCCUCACGCAGGAUGCCACCACCGUGGAGGAUGUGGAGACGCUGAUCAAAGACACGGAUUAUAAUGGCUUCCCAGUCGUUGUGUCCCGAGAGUCUGAGCGGCUCAUUGGAUUUGUGCAGCGCAGAGACCUCACGCUCGCCAUCAAAAAUGCCCGUCAGAAACAAGAUGGCGUGGUGAGCAGCUCGGUGGUCUACUUCACAGAGGACGCGCCACAGUUGCUGGCCAGCACCCCGCAGCCGCUGAAGCUGCGUCGCAUACUCAACCUGAGCCCGUUUACCGUCACUGACCACACGCCCAUGGAGACAGUGGUGGACAUAUUCCGCAAGCUGGGUCUCCGCCAGUGUUUGGUCACACGCAGCGGGCGUCUGCUCGGCAUCAUCACCAAGAAGGAUGUUUUGCGUCACAUGGCUCAAAUGAUGAACCAGGAUCCAGAGUCCAUUAUGUUCAAUUAACUUUGUGACGUGCUGCCCCCUGUAAAAUUGUGAGAAUGCCCUCCCAGCUCUGAACAGGUCUGAGUCUCAGAUUUGGCUUGUAGCGCUUGUCACUCACGGCCUCCCCGUCGCUCAGCAGUCUCCGUCCAGAGGCUUUUUAUUUUUUGGGACAGCAGGUUUGCACAGUGCUCAUAUGUACGAAUGUGUGAAUGUUUGUGGUUCAAUUUGAGGAUGAAUGAUUUUUUUAAGGGUUGAACGACUAAAAAGAUUAAUUUACUGACUGAACUGAUUCUUUUAAUACUGUCACACGGGGGUGUCCAAACCUUCUCCGCCGAAAGGGCCACUGCAUAUUCCGCACACUUGCGACACACCAAUCCAGCGUAGGUUAACAUGUGCUAAACUAUCCAAACAAAAUAGCACUAACUUACUGGUGCGUUUUAGGUGAUAAAGCAAAUUCAUGGAAUAUGUAAUAAUAUAUCUCAUUCAUAAUUCAAUUUUCAGAAUGCAGUCGCUCUUGUCACUUUGCGCUUCGAAUUUUGUGGCUUAACGCUAUCAUGGUUUUUCAAAAUAUAAUUAAUAAAUCAUGCUGUUUGAGGUUGAUUACAGCGUAUUAUUCAAAAAUUUAAGCAUUUUCAAUCAUCAAAAUGGCCAAAUAGGCGUGUGCUGGAGCCUAUCCUGGUGAAUCACACUCUCAUUCAUACCUAUGGACAAUUUGGAGUCACCGAUUAACCUAAAAUGCAUGUUUUGGGGAUGUGGGAGGAAACCGGAGUUUCCCGAGAAAACCCACAUACGUAUGGGGAGAACAUGCAAACUCCACACAGAGAUUCUCUGUCAACACUAGCAUAUCUGAGUCUAUAUUAUAUCUUAUUGUCACUUACAUCUAUAAUACAAGUGUAAAGGCGACUAUUGGGGUGUUUAUUUCAUAGUUAGUUCAAUAGGCUAGUGUUACUACUAACACUAUGAAAGUAUUUCAUUUAUAAAUAAGGAAUCCUAUUCGGAAACCAUUUAACGAUGAUAAAGAAGGGAUGACUAAAAAAAAAGGGAUGCGGGCCAAAAGUGGUUUCUGGGCCCCACUUUGGGCACCCCUGCUGUAAUAUAUCUAAUCACUGUGGCGACGACACACAACUCUGACUACACUGAUAAGGGGGAAAGACAUUUGCACGCUUCCUACUUUCCUAAUCUACCUACUGUACUUUCAUAAGUAAACAGUCAGUGUUUGUGUGCGCCAUAAGCUGCCAUGUCCUAUGAUUUGUUGUCAUUGUGGUGAAGAAUAACAAAUACAUCUGAUGCUCACUUCUGUCGCGUUACACUGAAAAUGUGUAGUGUGUUAAUGUGCUGAAUCCAUCUUGAAAUGCCAACAGAAUGUAUUAAUGUGUAUUUAUGUGAUUCUUUUUCAUUUUUUUUAGGUGGAAACAUAUUUUGAGAUAUUUGCACUUUGGACUUGUAAAUGCAGUGAUGGAAAAUAAAGUAUUGGUCUUACUGUCAAAAA
This is a messenger RNA of Doryrhamphus excisus (bluestripe pipefish), 3941 nucleotides long. RefSeq names its product H(+)/Cl(-) exchange transporter 4. The record is from RefSeq and is a predicted model, not a curated record. Lineage: Eukaryota; Metazoa; Chordata; Actinopteri; Syngnathiformes; Syngnathidae. Gene Ontology annotation, cellular component: Golgi apparatus; plasma membrane; synaptic vesicle. Gene Ontology annotation, molecular function: voltage-gated chloride channel activity. Gene Ontology annotation, biological process: transmembrane transport; chloride transport.